Aphanomyces astaci is the source of this 642-nucleotide messenger RNA. RefSeq lists its product as hypothetical. The transcript is spliced from 2 exons. The record is from RefSeq and is a predicted model, not a curated record. Bases 1 to 642 code for a protein of 213 amino acids. NCBI's taxonomy places the organism in Eukaryota, Oomycota, Saprolegniomycetes, Saprolegniales, Verrucalvaceae.
AUGCCCAUUUCGAUUUCGUCGUUUGGCGCUGGGUCCAUUGUGAUCGAGUCGUCAAGACUGGUUGCGAGCCGCCUCCUGGUCGAAUCGCGAGGGUCCGGGCGCAUUCAAGUCAACGUUCGACGGUCCAUUUCAGCUGACAGCAUCGACUUGUCCACGUCUGGGUUCGGUUCCAUUGCCCUCGUGGCCCCCUCCACCACCGCCAAACAACUGUCUGCCGUGUCUAGUGGGUCUGGAAGUGUGUUUGUGGGAACCUCCGCACCAACCAACGCGACCGCGCUCGUGUCUCUCCAUGCCACCACAUUAGUGGCAAAGGCAUUCGGAGACGGCAACGUGUUCUUCAUGGACGCAGGAACGUGCCACGGGAACGACGUGCAAACCAGCGGCCAUGGCAACGUGUACUUGCACCACGUUCGCUGCGAAAACACGAACGCACUCGUACUCGGCAGCGGCAAUAUGUAUUUGACCACGACUGGCAUGCUUCGAGUCCAAGACACGGGGCCGGCUCGGCUGCCUUGGGUGGUGGCAUUUUUCGUGAUUGUCGUGCGCAAGAUUCGUGCCAAACGUGCGAUUCAAGUCCAGCUCAAGGCAUUCACCGAAGCCACAACCCCUAUGUCCAUCAACCAAGUCGUGUUGCACUUGUAA